AUGCCGUGCUUCCUGACCGAGUGCGACCCCUUUGCAGAGGCCAAGCGCUUCGGCCUGGCGCUGGGUGGCCUCUACGUGUACCACUACGUUGUCGACACGGUGUUCAUCCGCCCUGCAGUCCGGUACAUGCUUGUCAAGGGCUGGUUGACGAAGGACAAGGAGGACAAGAUGCGCGAGUCGCUGUAUAAGAACGCGGCAGUUGGCGCCUUCCACCUCUUCGGUCUCUACAUCGGAUGGCACGAGACGUGGUUCCUCAACAAAGAGGAGUACUUCAAGGAAUUCCCCAAUGCCACGAGUGAAGCGCAGCGGUGGUACUACAUGAUCUAUCUGAGCUUCUGGCUCCAGAGCAUCGACUUUAUGCUGAACCUGACGAACACACACUACACAGUCAAGCGCAAGGACAAUGCCGAGAUGAUCGUGCACCACGUGUCGACCAUCUCGCUCAUGCUCUUUUCCUACUGCGUCGACCUCACGAAGAUCGGCCACUGCGUGCUCAUGAUCCAUGACGUCAACGAUCUGUUACUCGAGACUGCCAAGGUGUUUGUGUACCUGCAGUGGGAGACCGUCGCCAACAUCUUCUUUGGACUCUUUGCACUCGUGUGGUUCCUCCUGCGCUGGUUCUUCUACUCGUACAACAUUCUGCACAGUGCGUAUGCAUUCGCGUACCGGGACAUUGUGGCGUCGAUCAUGGAGGUCGGCAGCUAUCGCGGCAUUGACGCCUCCGUGUGGUACGCGACGUGGGUUGUCUGGUUUGGCUUUUUGUGCCUGCUGCUCGCGCUACACGUCUACUGGGGUGUCCUGAUCGUCAAGAUGGUGAUCAAGGCGCUGGAUGACGGCAACGUCGAGAAGGACAUUCGCAGCGACUCGGAAGACGAGCAGGUCGAGGAGAAAGAGGACAAGCAGUUGCAAGGAGAGUCCGCCAUUAGCACCCCUCGACGCCGUCGUGCUCCCAAGGCGGAGUGA
This is a messenger RNA of Peronospora matthiolae, 963 nucleotides long. The record is from the annotation of a GenBank genome assembly. NCBI's taxonomy places the organism in Eukaryota, Oomycota, Peronosporomycetes, Peronosporales, Peronosporaceae.